This is a messenger RNA of Strongylus vulgaris, 224 nucleotides long. The record is from the annotation of a GenBank genome assembly. Lineage: Eukaryota; Metazoa; Nematoda; Chromadorea; Rhabditida; Strongylidae.
AUGGUCUACUGCCUCAUCGUGGCGCGAGUGACUACGUCUGUCGAAGUGCGAAGUACAGCGAAGGUUUAUCUUCCAGCAGGGCCUCCCAAGCUGAAAGGAGUUCGACGUUUUCGGCUUCCCGGAUGCCCAGCAAGAGUAGCACGCCAGAAGCACUACCGUCUGGCUGAUUCAGUCGCUAGAUGGUUUCCUGAUCCUGAUAAGGUCAGCGAUUACCUGAGGUGAAA